Hyaloscypha bicolor E is the source of this 2301-nucleotide messenger RNA. RefSeq lists its product as uncharacterized. Lineage: Eukaryota; Fungi; Ascomycota; Leotiomycetes; Helotiales; Hyaloscyphaceae. Bases 1 to 2301 code for a protein of 766 amino acids. The transcript is spliced from 2 exons. The record is from RefSeq and is a predicted model, not a curated record.
AUGGCGGCGGCGAUGGCAUACGGCAAAGAUGCUGCGACCGGCGCCGUGCCUGGACAGCCGGCGAGGAAGAAGCUGAAGACGAGUGACUUGCCCCUUGCCAGCGCGACAAGGGCGGCGAUUGAAGGGCUGGCGCAUACGUUUAAGAAGAAGGGUGGCUACGACAGCUUGAGAAAGCAGGUGUGGGAGGAUUUGGAGGGCAGCGACUUCGAAUCGGAAUUCACGCAGUCCCUGCUCACUGUUGCGGAAGAAGAGCUCGAGAAGAACACGGGGACACUUUUGAAACUCGAUCGUGGGAAGGCUACGCUCCUGAUUGAGGGUGCCGUUGAUCGAGCGGGUGUGUAUCAGAGUGCGGAGCAGAGGAUUGAUAGCUUGAUCGAUGCGCACAUUGAGGAGAUUGAGACGGGGAUUAGGGCUUUGAGGAGAGAGGAUAUUGGGGAAGAGGUUGCGAAGGCGGAAGAACUUAAGGGAGGCAAGACAGAUGAACAGUAUGCGGAAGAUGCCAGAGGGAAGAGAGAGGCCAGGGAGGCGGCGAGGCAGGAGGCUAGAGACAGAGAGAGGGCCAUCGCGGACGAAAAGAAGAGGGUAGAGAGGGCGAAGAGGCGGGAGGAAGAUAAGAGGAUUGAGGCCGAGCAGGAGAAGCGGAGAGCUGAGAGAGAUGCCAGGAGGAAAGCUGAGAGGGAGCGGGAGGAGGAGAAGGAACGAGAGUUGAGAGACCGCGAGCGUGAACGGGAUAGAGAGCGAGACCAUGGUCGAGACAGAGAUAGGGAGAGAGACCGGGACCGCGAUGAUCGACACCGACGGUACGACGAUGGCCCAAGUCGCAGAGAUUCCACCAGGGAUUCGACUCGGGAUGAUACCAAGGACUCAACCUCAAAGACUGAGACAGAGUUAUCCAAGGAUGAGAUUGAGCGGCUUGAACAAGAAGCUCUCAAUGACCUGUUGAAGGAAGGCAAGCGUAUCACCCAACGAUCAAGACAUCAAUUAGAGCCCGAUAUUGACGAGACUCUUGCUCCACCACCCCGAAAGGCUGGGCCAACUUCCGCUAUCCAGCCAAUAUCUCGAGAUUCGCCCAGCAAGUCAGAUGCCAACAAGCCUACUAUUCCAACCAAGCCCAAAGCAGACGAUUCUGGCUUCAAGACACCACUUGCACCUGCCAAAUAUGCCGAUGAAGAGAAAUUGCAGAGAAGCGAGAGGCGACGAAGCAGGAGCCGUGAACGAGGCUCAAGCCAUAGUCGCCAUCAUAGCAGGGACCGAGAAUCAUUGCGAUCCCGGAGAGAUAGUCGAGAACGAGACAGAGACAAGGACAAGGACAGGGACGCUCGUCGAAGAGAGAGCCGAGAUCGCGAUGAUCGGCGGCGUCAUGAUUCUCGGGAUCGAGAUUAUAAGCGUCGUAGAGAUAGUAGAGAACGGGAUGACAGGCGUCGGCGCUCAAGCAAAGACCGGUCUCGUUCCCGUUCUCGAGAUAGACGGAGAACGAGCUAUCGCUCACGCAGCCGCAGUCGAGAGAGGCGAGACCGUGCCCGUAGUCGCGAUCGGGUACGUGCUCCAAGUCCUCCUCCCAGAGACUCCGAGCUCGAAUCAUGGAAGUUAGCUGAAGCCAAGAAGCGUGAACAGGAAGCCAAAGCCUAUCUCGCGGCCCAGAAAGAGGCGAGGGAGAAGGGUCUCCCGAUCCCUGGAUGGACGGAUCGAAAGCCGGAAGAUGGUUCGAGACGAAAGGACGAUGAACGAAUCAGUAGUCCUACUUCGGCCAGAAAACGAGAUGGGUCUCGUGAUAGAGAUAGAGAUCGUGAGAGAAUUUCCCGAGCGAGAAGCAGAUCAAGAACUCCGACAGGUAGGCGUGGCAGUCGUAUCGAGAGAUCUACAAGUCCUAUCAAUAUCGAUCGCUACGUACCUGGUGCUUCGGGCAGCAGAAGCAGUCGUAGGGAAAGCACGACCAUUAGAAGUCCAACCCGCAAGCGGGACAGGAGCCGCAGCAGAAACCGCGAUCGGGAUCGAGAUAGAGAUAAGGACCGAGAGCCUCGACGUUCUCGGGAUGAGGAGAAGACUCGUCGUAGGAGUCGGUCUCGCAGCCGGAGUCGUAGAAGGGAUAGGGAGAGGACGAAGGCUCGGAGUAGAAGUCGCAGUCCGUAUGUGAGACGGGAGAGAGAUUCAAGGAGAGAGCGCAGUAGAAGUCGGGAUAGGGAGAGGGAGAGGGAGAGGGAUAGGGAGAGGAGACGCGAGAGGAGUAGGAGCCGGGAGAGGGACCGGGAUAGGAAGAGGAGUCGGAGCCGGGGCAGUAGACGGGAGUCUAGGAGGGAAUGA